GAAGCCGAAUAAAAGGCGAGCGCGGGAUGAAGGGGACUCUUGAAGCACCGUUUGGAGCAUGGAGGGGAGAGGCAGAGGGAGCGAGAGAUGGAGCGGAGCCAUAACGAAUCUGACGGAGAUGGCUUCCAAUUUGGAGUCUCUCCAGAAGCUUCUCCUCAAGAAAGCUGUUUUCGUGGACGACGAGACUUUCGCUAAAGCCUCCCUCACUGCUGAACAAGCCCGCACCAUCAAGGUUCUUGAACAAAGAGUGGAAACAUUGGAAAGAGAGCUUGAUGCUGCUAUCACUGCUGCUGCUCAUGCUCGUUCUGAGAAACGACAAGCUGAAGCAGCAAAGAAAGCAGCGGAGUUGCGUGCGCAAGAGGUUACAAAGGAGCUUGAGAACACCACAAGGGUAUUUGGGCUGCACAUGGAAGAGCUGCGUGCAAAGCAAGAAGAAAUCUCAAAGCGUGAUAAAGACAUCAAACUUUUAGAAGGUGUAAUCCAAUCACUUGGAGGAAGAGAAUCCCAUUCUGCAUCUGAGUAAAAUCUGUUGUUAUUCUGGAUGGCAUCCAUGUACCUUUUUUGUUCUUUCCUUCGUGUAUAUUGAAUGUAAGAUUGGUACCCUUACAAUGUAAUAAUUUUAGAAACCUUAGAAAUCUUCCUUUUCCCAUAGUUUGCUCCCUCUAGCACACGUUCAUUUAUUCAAGGUAUAAAAAGAGAAAGGUACACGUUUUUAAGCA
Messenger RNA from Neltuma alba, 719 nucleotides. RefSeq lists its product as uncharacterized. Lineage: Eukaryota; Viridiplantae; Streptophyta; Magnoliopsida; Fabales; Fabaceae. The record is from RefSeq and is a predicted model, not a curated record. The coding region runs from base 59 to 523 and encodes 154 amino acids. The transcript is spliced from 4 exons.